AUGGGUUUUGGGUUUCACUGCGUGAAUUUAGGUUUAUUCAUUUUAACGUUUCUACUUUAAUUUGUUUCGCCCAACUUGGGGGUUGCAUCUUCCAUCGACAGCCCUAGAAAUCUCCCUAAUCGCGUUCACGGCAUAAUCUCAAACACUGCAUGCUCGUAGAUUUCGGGGGACUACCAAAUCUUGCAGUUCAAAGAGUAGACUACAUAUAAAUUUUUGCUAGGGAUGAAAAUAUUGGAGUCCUAUGCUGGUGCACUUACCAAUUUUGAGGUGCUCAAUUUUCUAAAUUCAAGAGGGGCCUCUAGGGAUCCUACACGAGUUAUUGCUUCUAUAGCACAAUCAGAGUACAAGGUUUAUGACUAUUUGUUUGACACUGCUGCUUGUAGUCAGACAAGAGAAUGCAUCAAUGAGUUCUUGGAGAAGUGUAAAAAGUAUAAUUUGGCAAAAGCUGAGAUGCUCAACAUCAUCAACCUUAGGCCAUGUUCUGUAGUUGAAAUUGAUCCGAUCAUAGAGAAUUGUGAGAAUCGGCUGGGUGAGAAAGUGGAAGAGCUAGUAGAAAUGGUAAAAGAGAUGUUGCCUCCUGUUCCAACAGCAUUGAAUAAUGAGAAGGCAAUUGAAAAGGCUAAAGAAGAAACUGGAGAUCCGGAGCAAGCGGCAAAGCAUGGAAGUAAAACUGCGGGCAGGUAACGGAGGAUAAUAAAUUAAGGUCAAGCUUUGUUUGGUGAAUCCCUAUAUAUUUGUGUGUAUAUAUAUAAAUAUUAGGGGUUUUGUGGCUAUACAAAGAUUCUAGUUUAGCUUCAACAGACAUUGAUAAUGAUCAAAACAUAGCGAGUAGAUUUUCAUGGUAGCACUGGAUUUGUGUUUGAGAUCCAUCAGGACAAAUUAAAACAUAGGAAACACCAGAUUUUUACUGAAUUCGUCAUCAAUAUAAUUGUUCACAAUAAAUUGGCUAA
Molecule: messenger RNA, 950 nt
Organism: Carica papaya (papaya)
Lineage: Eukaryota; Viridiplantae; Streptophyta; Magnoliopsida; Brassicales; Caricaceae
Biological process (GO): transcription initiation at RNA polymerase III promoter
Cellular component (GO): RNA polymerase III complex
Molecular function (GO): nucleotide binding
Source: RefSeq, a predicted model, not a curated record